AUGACACAGAGACAAAGGGGAAGUAGUCUUCAAGAAUCUCGAUGUAAUAGUUGGGAGAUGUCCCAGACAUGGCCAGGCGGUGUGAAUGAUUCGCACUGGUUCACGCGAUCUGGCAGUGACUGCGUAGCAAGUGUGGAAGUUCGAAUUAGCUGCUUGAAUUCUUCGCAAACGAUUAGGGCAGGGGACGAAGCAAGAGAAACGCUUACAGUAGUGGGUGCUCAGAUGCACAUAAGGGGUUCCGAACGAGUGAGACAAGUGGGGGGCCUCUCCGUUGAAACUCUAUCCAUAUUUGGAAAGUUUUGUUAUGAGAAACAUAUGUUCGCUGCGAUAACAAACACGCGCGGGAGUGAGACUGGUACGGAUCGUCAGAAGGGUAAUCUGAAGGGGGAGUUGAAGUGCUUUGAAGUCGUUGAUAUAAUAUUGGUUCCAAGGUGUAAUGGUAAGGUGUUUGUAGGUGACGGACGUAAAAUCAUGUCUACACGGAAGACUUUAUACCACGUCCAACAUGACUGGGUGAUGGCCCUCAAGCUUGAAUCAAGUCUUAGCACACGUAAGGCUGAAACAGAAAUGCAAAGCGUCACUCGGUCAUCAGGUGUAGGGUCGUACGAAAGGCUGCCAUUGAGAUGGUCUGGCGAUUUGAACGUGGUAGGCGUGCAACGUUAUGACGGCCCGCGUAGAAUGGAAUACGACACCUUAAUUGAUUUGGGACGAACGCGUGGAUCUGUGGAACCAAUUGUUCUGGUCGAAGACGCUAGCGGGGAAUCGGUCCUUCUGGAAGGGCGUUGCAAGUUGCGUGGAGUAGUUGUGCAGGGUGGCGAAGACCUUUGCGCGAGGAUGGUCUUGGACGGUAUGUCGAGCGAAUGCCAAGCAAUACUUCCGGGCUUGGAAGGCUUGACCGUCUCGGGACGUGGCCUGGUGCUGCAAGGCAACCCAGUCUGCACGGACGCCUAUGGGGAUGAGUGGAGGGUCGCGGUCUUAAUGCAUAGGGAAUGGGACAUGGCAGUACGUGACGAAUUAUAUUUGACGAGUCCAAUGCCAUUGCUGAUAUAA
Messenger RNA from Melampsora larici-populina 98AG31, 1050 nucleotides. RefSeq lists its product as uncharacterized. The coding region runs from base 1 to 1050 and encodes 349 amino acids. The record is from RefSeq and is a predicted model, not a curated record. Lineage: Eukaryota; Fungi; Basidiomycota; Pucciniomycetes; Pucciniales; Melampsoraceae. The transcript has 5 exons.